AUGUCGCUCAUGGUUAGAGGUGUGCAUCUGGCAGAGUACGCCGUCUUCGGAAUCCUGAUGGGUGCCAACCUGGCCGUCGGCUUUUACUUCGCCCUGAAUCGUCGCAGCCGUCGCAUGAACACCGACGAAGCGUUCCUGGGAAGUCGUACCUUAGGAAUUGUCCCGUUGUCCUUAUCCAUCUUGGCCACGCAAGUGUCAGCCAUCGGCGUCGUCGGGUUCACGGCUCACUUCUACACGUACGGUCUGCACUUGGUAUGGUCCCUGGUACCCCUGCUGUUCCUGGUGCCAGUCAUCUCGAGGAUCGUGGUUCCAGUCUUCUACAACUUGAAGAUCACUUCUGUGUUUGAGUAUCUUCGUUUGCGAUUUGGCAACAAAAUGGGAAUCAUUGCGUGCCUCAUCAACUUUGUCAUUAGUAUGGUGCUAGGAGCAGUGAGUACUUUUGUUGCCGGAGUGGCCAUCUCAACAGCUUUCCACUUUCCAUCGUUCUGGAGUAUCCUUGCUACCGGCACUGCCUGCACAAUCUAUACGGCUUUCGGAGGCUUCCGCGGAGUCAUCUGGACAGACACGAUGCAAGCUAUCCUCAUUCUCGUUUGUCCUCUAACCGUUGUCAUCAAGAUCAUCUACGACUCCUCCUAUGGUCCUGAUGCGAAUCUUCGUCGACCUAUAGACGACGUCGAUAUCCAGCCGUACUUUCUCGAGGCCAGCCUUGAUCUGACCAAGGAGGAAAACGCCUGGGCUUGCAUCUUUGGCUCCAUCGCUCCCAGCAUGUACCGUAUGGGCGUGGGGCAGAUGAUUGUGCAGCGGUACGCAGCAGCCAAGUCUCUCCAGGAGGCCCAAAGCACGGUGUAUUUGGGCAGCACUCUGUUCUUCGUGUCCUUCGCGCUCCUGAGCGUGGUGGGCAUGUCGCUCAUCUACUGGUACAGAGACUGCGACCCCUUCCUUCUUGGUGCCAUAAGCAGAGUCGACCAGCUGGUUCCAUACUACGUUGGAACGAGGCUUUCGGGCUUCCCUGGCUUUUCCGGACUCUUUCUGACUGGCGUCGUUAGCGCUACCCUCAGCACGGUCUCUUCAGCCAUCAACUCGUUGGCAGCCACUUUUUACAUCGACGUUUUGUUGCCAUACCUGUCAUUCAGCGAGGACCAAGCCAACAUUGUCACCAAGGCACUAGCAUUUGGGUUUGGAGCAUCCAUGACACUCCUUGCGAUCAUCGUUCCUUACCUGGACUCGGCAGUAAGGCUGUUUACCAUCCUCCAAAGCAGCGCUGCGGGCCCCUUUGUCGGACUUUAUAUCCUGGCGCUGGCGUUUCCAUGGGCCAACAGUAAGGGCGCGGUGACUUCAACGAUUCUGGUCUUGGCGCUGCAACUCUGGGCCUUGACCGGAAAAUUCAGCAACGGCCCGAGGCCGCCGAAGAUGGCCGUCACACUGGACAGCUGCCCGGCGAAUUUCACUUUGGCGGACGGCAACGCCACUCUGGCUUGGACGACGGACGACCAAAGGGGCGAAAAUGUUUUUCCGCUCUAUAUGCUGUCCGCCUACUGGGGAGGAUUCUUCAGCAUGGUUGUGACCGUUGUUGUCGGACUUUUAAUAAGCGUGAUGACUGGUGGAGGACAACAAGCGGGCAGGCACAUCGGUUUUACCAGCGAUGUCUUCAUUUGGUUCUGGAAGAGACUGAAGCUCCUUCCUGAUUCCGAUGCAAAUUCAAACUCGGAGGAAGGCAAGACCGGGACAGUACAACUCAACGACAUCAUAGACAUCAGCUCUAACUGGUAG
Messenger RNA from Ixodes scapularis (black-legged tick), 1770 nucleotides. Its product is annotated as sodium-coupled monocarboxylate transporter 2. Bases 1 to 1770 code for a protein of 589 amino acids. Gene Ontology annotation, molecular function: symporter activity. Gene Ontology annotation, biological process: sodium ion transport; transmembrane transport. Gene Ontology annotation, cellular component: membrane. Lineage: Eukaryota; Metazoa; Arthropoda; Arachnida; Ixodida; Ixodidae. The record is from RefSeq and is a predicted model, not a curated record. The transcript is spliced from 15 exons.